AUGCUACUGACAUCCAGACUCGCCCUACUCCUGGGGGCGGCAUCGACUGCCGUGGGAUAUGUUGUUAAUAAUGGAACCACCUGCUACGUCUACCCCGAAUCCUUGACGCAUUCUGGCCAGCCGGUCGACGACACCCCCUCAAUCUUACAGGCCUUUGAACUGUGCGGCACCAAUGGCACCGUCAUACUAACUAAUCAUACCUUCCACGUCGACCAAGUCAUGAACACAACCAAUCUACUCAACUGCAACGUUGAACUGCACGGUGAGAUGGUCUGGAGCACGAAUGUGCCAUACUGGCUUAGCCACAGCUACUCGGUUGUUUAUGCGGACCUGUCCACCGCUUGGUUAUUUGGCGGAACCAACGUCACUUUCCGAGGGUUUGGCAUGGGGAAGUUCAACGGGAACGGUAUGGAGACUCUCUUUGUGUGGUACGAUGAGAACCGUAACAACAGCAACCAGCCUGGCCGGCCGAUCGGCGUCACCAUCUAUAAUGCAACUAAUCUGUAUAUGGACGGUCUCACCUGGACGGAAUCCCAGUUCUGGCAUUCUUUUAUCUCCUACUCUCAAAACGUUACCAUGUCUAAUAUCUUCAUGAAAUCGGUCAGUCAUGACACUUGGUUCACUGUCAAUACCGAUGGAGGAGACACCUGGAACUCCAGGGACAUAUUUUUCUACAACUGGACCGUGCAGGGAGGAGAUGACUGCAUCGCCAUCAAAGGCAACAGUACCAACGUCGUUGCGAAGAAUAUCACCUGCUACAACACGCAUGGUAUGCCGAUCGGCUCCGUAGGCCAGCUCCCAGGCCACCCGGACUACGUCCAGGAUAUCGUCUUUGAAGAUGUUCACCUCAUAAACUCCACCAAUGGUGCUUGGAUCAAAACGUGGCAAGGUAAAAACCAGGCCAUGACGAACAAUGGCGAUUCCGGCGGCGGCGGCGGCGGAUGGGCUAAGAAUGUCACCUUCCGCAACUUCCGGAUGGAAAAUGUUGGACAACCGAUCAGCGUGACGCAGUGCGUGUAUGGAAAUGACCCGAGCAUUUGUGACACAAGCCAGGUUCGCAAUUCGAUUUCUAUUCCCCCAAUCCCACAAUCAUUCGCUGACGCGGCAAAACAGUUCCAAAUUUCUGAUAUCACCUGGGAAAAUAUCACUGGCACGUCGCACUUUGACAUCACUUCGUCAAUCCACUGUUCAGAGAAGGCACCCUGUUCGGGUCUGACGUUCAUCGACGUCGACAUCCAGACCGUCAAUGCGUCUAUGGGCCUGCCGAGCCUGCCAUCGCUGAACCUCUGCGCUCACCUGAUCGGCUCACGAGACUUGACAGGCAUCUCAUGCAACGGGUUCGCACCCAACAACCUCCCCAAUGUUCUGUAUCGAAACUGGCCGGAAUUGGCGAACAGCACAAUGGUGAGCGUGACCGUGCCAGAAGCACAGAGGGACAACUGUCUCCACCCGGGGCCUGACCCCGCAGCGAGUGGGUGCGAUGUCUCAGGUUAUCGUGAAUGA
Messenger RNA from Penicillium lagena, 1503 nucleotides. Its product is annotated as Exo-polygalacturonase. The record is from RefSeq and is a predicted model, not a curated record. The transcript has 3 exons. Bases 1 to 1503 code for a protein of 500 amino acids. Gene Ontology annotation, biological process: carbohydrate metabolic process. Lineage: Eukaryota; Fungi; Ascomycota; Eurotiomycetes; Eurotiales; Aspergillaceae. Gene Ontology annotation, molecular function: polygalacturonase activity.